AAGGCCUGAUCUGAUUGCUUUUCUGAAUAAAAUAAUGUACAAUGUAUAAUGAAUAAAGUGUAAUCAAGUUCACUACGUCUACUACUGUCUUCACGCCUCUCCUCCCUCCGCUUCUAAAUCUUUCCCGCUCAGUAAAGUGUCCAUCUUUUAGCACAGAAAACACAGAGAAAAGAGAAUGAACAGUACAUCACCAACAAAUUCAUCAGUAUCAACAACAGCAAUUAUUGGAGGUGGAGGAGGAAGUAAUAGCAAUGCUGCUUUGGAUGAUUUUCAUUUCCCUUCUGAUUUAAUUUCCAUCCAAGACCGCAAAGAUGAGGCGAUGCUUGCACUAAAAACUGAUCUGAUGGCUGCACUUAACAAGGAGGUUAAAUCCUUGGAUGAAGAUAACUGGAAGUUUGAAGGGCCUCGUUCUCGUAUUAACCUUAUAUCAAGACCAGGUGGAUUUCUAAGCAAGAAGUUGGAAAUAACAAAGAAAAAGAACUUGGCCUUGCCGAAAUGAUGUAAUUCUUCAGACAGCCUGCAUCUUUUGCAUCAAUUGACUGUUGGAUUUGAGAAGAGAAACAAUUAUAAGUUGAUCAAAUUCCAAGACGAAAAGAACCAAUGCCAUGACAGUCCUGUCGGCCUGCUAGGGAUUUCUUUGCUCUGUCCAA
Messenger RNA from Populus euphratica (Euphrates poplar), 650 nucleotides. RefSeq names its product valine-tRNA ligase (gene SAMBA). Gene Ontology annotation, biological process: negative regulation of organ growth. The record is from RefSeq and is a predicted model, not a curated record. The transcript is spliced from 4 exons. Bases 176 to 499 code for a protein of 107 amino acids. Gene Ontology annotation, molecular function: anaphase-promoting complex binding. Lineage: Eukaryota; Viridiplantae; Streptophyta; Magnoliopsida; Malpighiales; Salicaceae.